Staurois parvus is the source of this 329-nucleotide messenger RNA. Lineage: Eukaryota; Metazoa; Chordata; Amphibia; Anura; Ranidae. The record is from the annotation of a GenBank genome assembly.
UCAAUUCUGCAAGUGGUUCUGAUUUACUAUCGCUGUUCUCCAGCUGGUCUAAAACAGCUUUUGACCUAAAGGGACGCUUUUUGGACGCCAUGGACGUUUCUCUCAGUUUCCAGGCAAUAAGAACAGUAUAAAUGCAGGCAGGGCACAGGACAAAGCACUAGGGACAAAAUGUAUGUGAAAUGGUUUGAUACAUGACUGUCACUUUUUGUCAUUUUCAAAUUUCCCGCCGUUCUGUCCCCCGUACAUCCCAACGCUCGCAGGGGACGGAACCCAGAAGACAGAUGCCGGCAUCCGCCGGAUUACAUUGCAGGGGACACUGCAGGAGGGAC